Caenorhabditis elegans is the source of this 3442-nucleotide messenger RNA. It is a transcript of the gene nrde-3, whose product is annotated as Nuclear RNAi defective-3 protein. The transcript has 11 exons. The record is from RefSeq and is marked reviewed. NCBI's taxonomy places the organism in Eukaryota, Metazoa, Nematoda, Chromadorea, Rhabditida, Rhabditidae. The coding region runs from base 20 to 3193 and encodes 1057 amino acids. Gene Ontology annotation, cellular component: nucleus; cytoplasm. Gene Ontology annotation, molecular function: RNA binding; nucleic acid binding.
GUAAUUUGCACAACUAAUCAUGGAUCUCCUAGACAAAGUAAUGGGUGAGAUGGGCUCUAAGCCAGGCUCAACUGCCAAAAAACCAGCCACAUCUGCGUCAUCCACACCACGUACAAAUGUUUGGGGCACUGCAAAAAAGCCAUCCAGCCAACAGCAGCCACCGAAGCCACUUUUCACUACUCCGGGCUCACAGCAAGGAUCUCUUGGAGGUCGGAUUCCAAAAAGAGAGCAUACCGAUCGCACAGGUCCCGAUCCAAAACGAAAGCCACUGGGAGGAUUGUCGGUGCCGGAUUCAUUCAAUAAUUUUGGUACGUUUCGGGUACAAAUGAAUGCUUGGAAUUUAGAUAUUUCUAAAAUGGACGAGAGAAUUAGCAGAAUAAUGUUUCGUGCCACAUUGGUUCACACGGAUGGACGUCGCUUUGAACUUUCUCUUGGCGUUUCGGCAUUCUCCGGAGACGUCAACCGUCAACAAAGACGUCAAGCUCAAUGCCUGCUCUUCCGGGCAUGGUUCAAACGAAAUCCUGAGCUGUUCAAAGGUAUGACUGAUCCGGCAAUCGCUGCAUACGACGCUGCGGAAACUAUCUAUGUGGGAUGUAGCUUCUUUGACGUCGAGUUGACCGAGCACGUAUGCCAUCUGACAGAAGCUGACUUUUCGCCACAAGAAUGGAAAAUCGUUUCUCUCAUCUCACGUCGGAGUGGGUCGACAUUUGAAAUUCGCAUCAAGACAAAUCCACCAAUCUACACGCGUGGACCAAACGCUUUGACAUUGGAGAACCGUUCUGAGCUAACACGUAUCAUUGAAGCUAUAACAGACCAAUGUCUUCACAAUGAGAAGUUUUUGCUCUAUUCGUCGGGAACUUUCCCCACGAAGGGGGGCGAUAUUGCCAGUCCCGACGAGGUUACUCUGAUUAAGUCAGGAUUCGUGAAGACUACAAAAAUUGUGGAUCGGGACGGUGUACCAGAUGCAAUUAUGACCGUUGACACAACAAAAUCGCCAUUCUACAAAGAUACGUCUCUCCUCAAAUUUUUCACUGCCAAAAUGGAUCAACUUACAAAUAGUGGUGGAGGACCCAGAGGCCACAAUGGUGGCAGAGAGCGUCGCGAUGGCGGCGGGAACAGUAGAAAAUACGAUGAUAGACGCUCACCGCGUGAUGGUGAAAUUGAUUAUGACGAGAGAACUGUCUCACAUUAUCAAAGACAGUUUCAAGACGAACGCAUUUCGGAUGGUAUGCUGAACACUCUCAAGCAGUCUCUCAAAGGAUUGGAUUGUCAGCCGAUUCAUCUUAAAGACUCGAAAGCCAAUCGUUCAAUCAUGAUAGACGAAAUUCACACCGGAACAGCAGAUAGUGUCACAUUUGAACAAAAACUUCCCGACGGAGAGAUGAAGCUCACUUCCAUCACAGAGUAUUAUUUACAACGGUACAACUAUCGUCUCAAAUUCCCACAUCUUCCGUUGGUGACUUCAAAACGGGCGAAAUGUUACGAUUUCUAUCCUAUGGAACUCAUGUCCAUUCUUCCUGGCCAGAGAAUCAAACAGUCACAUAUGACUGUUGAUAUUCAAUCUUAUAUGACUGGAAAAAUGAGCAGCCUGCCUGAUCAGCACAUCAAACAGUCGAAAUUGGUUUUGACGGAAUAUUUAAAACUUGGUGACCAGCCUGCAAAUCGCCAAAUGGAUGCUUUCCGUGUGUCGCUCAAAAGCAUCCAGCCAAUUGUCACGAAUGCCCAUUGGCUCUCCCCACCAGACAUGAAGUUCGCAAACAAUCAGCUGUACAGUCUAAAUCCAACCCGUGGUGUGCGUUUCCAGACUAAUGGCAAGUUUGUCAUGCCAGCCAGAGUAAAGUCGGUGACGAUUAUCAACUACGACAAGGAAUUUAAUAGAAACGUCGAUAUGUUUGCCGAAGGGCUUGCCAAGCAUUGCUCCGAACAAGGAAUGAAGUUUGAUAGCCGCCCGAACAGCUGGAAAAAAGUUAAUCUCGGCUCAUCAGACCGACGAGGUACAAAAGUGGAGAUAGAAGAAGCCAUUCGAAACGGCGUUACGAUUGUGUUUGGAAUUAUUGCCGAAAAACGACCAGAUAUGCAUGACAUUCUCAAAUACUUUGAGGAGAAGCUUGGACAGCAAACCAUUCAAAUUUCUUCUGAAACCGCGGACAAAUUCAUGCGUGACCAUGGUGGAAAACAAACCAUUGACAAUGUCAUCAGAAAAUUGAACCCCAAGUGUGGAGGAACUAACUUCCUAAUUGACGUGCCCGAGUCGGUUGGCCAUCGAGUCGUUUGCAACAAUUCUGCUGAAAUGAGAGCAAAACUGUACGCAAAGACGCAAUUUAUCGGAUUCGAGAUGUCGCAUACAGGCGCUAGGACCAGAUUCGACAUUCAGAAAGUUAUGUUUGACGGAGAUCCAACUGUCGUCGGAGUUGCGUACUCUCUCAAACACAGUGCUCAGCUUGGAGGGUUUUCAUAUUUCCAGGAAAGUCGUUUGCACAAGCUCACAAAUCUUCAAGAGAAGAUGCAAAUUUGCUUGAAUGCUUACGAGCAAUCGAGCUCGUAUCUUCCUGAGACAGUUGUUGUCUAUCGUGUCGGAAGUGGUGAAGGAGAUUAUCCGCAAAUUGUCAACGAGGUUAACGAGAUGAAGCUGGCUGCAAGAAAGAAGAAGCAUGGUUACAAUCCCAAGUUUCUCGUUAUUUGCACACAACGCAACUCUCACAUCCGAGUAUUCCCUGAACACAUUAAUGAACGUGGAAAGUCCAUGGAGCAAAAUGUAAAAUCCGGCACUUGCGUCGAUGUGCCAGGAGCCUCUCACGGAUACGAGGAGUUCAUUCUUUGUUGCCAAACACCUCUGAUUGGAACAGUAAAACCAACAAAGUAUACUAUCAUUGUCAACGAUUGUCGUUGGAGCAAGAAUGAGAUCAUGAAUGUCACCUACCACUUGGCGUUUGCCCACCAGGUCUCUUAUGCACCACCAGCUAUCCCCAACGUGAGCUAUGCUGCUCAAAAUCUUGCUAAACGUGGUCACAACAACUACAAAACACACACAAAGCUUGUGGACAUGAACGACUACUCUUAUCGAAUCAAGGAAAAACAUGAGGAAAUCAUUUCGUCAGAGGAAGUUGACGAUAUUCUGAUGCGCGAUUUCAUUGAGACAGUUUCCAACGAUCUAAAUGCAAUGACCAUCAACGGACGCAACUUUUGGGCAUAAUUGCCGUUUUUCCAUUAUCAUUUUGCAAUCUGUACUCUUUUGCCACCUCAUCCUGUUUUUUUUUUCAAAUCUCUAUCAACUGCUCACUUUGCCUUACAAUUCUUGAUAUCAAACUCUCAUCCCCUUAUACUUUAAGAAGUGUCAAUGUUGUUUUUUUACUAUUUAUUCAUUAUGUAUUCCUUAUUUCUAACACUAUGAACUUCAAUAUUAAUUUUUUUAACCAACCAAUAAAUUCAUGGUUUACCAGGG